This is a messenger RNA of Coregonus clupeaformis (lake whitefish), 11163 nucleotides long. Its product is annotated as kinesin-like protein KIF1A. Gene Ontology annotation, biological process: microtubule-based movement. Lineage: Eukaryota; Metazoa; Chordata; Actinopteri; Salmoniformes; Salmonidae. Gene Ontology annotation, molecular function: microtubule binding; ATP binding; microtubule motor activity. The record is from RefSeq and is a predicted model, not a curated record.
UGUAGGCAGCAGCAGGCAGUCAACAGAACAGAACAGAGACAUUUUGGCUUCUAGCACGCAACGCAAACCCUUCUCGUUUUAUCAAACCCUCCCUGGACCCCAGGCUAUAGCAGGGUUUCUAGGCUAUACUAUAAUAUACCCUCUACCGGUCAUUGUGUUAUUUCUACCUUGUGUGUCUUCUUCCUGCUUGGAGGGAGGAGGGGAGAAAAUAAGGGAGGUGGACUGACAGUCAGACAGAGAGAGAGAGAGAGAGAGAGAGAGAGAGAGAGAGAAAGAGAGAAGAGGAUCUGGAGCUGGAAGACAGACGAUUAACAGAGGAGGAGAGCAGAGCAAACAAGCUUCUUAAACCGGACGGGGCAUUAAAGAGGUGUUGCUACCCCAUCUCCCAGACCCUGUAUUUGGGCCCGUUUUGAGAGGCACUCCGUGCAGGCCGGUGCUAGGCAGGACGCACAAUGGCCGGGGCCUCUGUGAAGGUGGCGGUGCGAGUCCGACCCUUCAACUCCAGAGAGAUUGGGAAGGACAGCAAAUGCAUCAUCCAGAUGUCAGGAAACACAACCACAAUCCUCAACCCCAAGCAGCCCAAAGAGAACAAGAGCUUCAAUUUUGAUUACUCCUACUGGUCCCAUACCUCGCCCGAGGACAUCAACUUCGCUGGCCAGCAGCAGGUGUACAAGGACAUUGGUGAGGAGAUGCUGCUCCAUGCAUUCGAGGGAUACAACGUCUGUAUCUUUGCCUAUGGCCAGACCGGAUCUGGGAAGUCUUACACCAUGAUGGGCAAGCCGGACUUGAAGGACCAGGAAGGCAUCAUCCCUCUGAUGUGUGAAGACCUCUUUACCAAGUUCAACGACAGCAAUAACGACAACACCAAGUCCUACUCUGUGGAGGUGAGCUACAUGGAGAUCUACUGUGAGCGUGUUCGUGACCUCCUGAACCCUAAGAACAAGGGGAACCUGCGCGUCAGGGAACACCCCCUGAUGGGGCCGUACGUAGAGGACCUGUCCAAGCUGGCUGUCACCUCCUACAACGACAUCCAGGACCUCAUGGACUCUGGAAACAAGGCCAGGACGGUGGCGGCCACCAACAUGAACGAGACUAGCAGUCGCUCCCACGCGGUGUUCAACAUCAUCUUCACCCAGAAACGCCUCGACGCUGAGACUGAUAACACCUCGGAGAAGGUCAGCAAAAUCAGCCUGGUGGAUUUGGCCGGCAGCGAGAGGGCCGACUCCACAGGAGCUAAAGGGACCCGGCUCAAGGAAGGAGCGAACAUCAACAAAUCACUGACCACUCUGGGGAAAGUAAUCUCUGCUUUGGCCGAAGUGGAUUCUGCAGGAAAUAAGAACAAGAAGAAGAAGAAAGUGGAGAGUCACAUCCCUUACAGAGACUCUGUGUUGACCUGGCUACUGAGAGAGAAUUUAGGGGGAAACUCUCGUACUGCAAUGGUUGCUGCUCUCAGUCCAGCUGACAUAAACUAUGACGAGACUCUCAGCACACUCAGGUACGCAGACCGAGCCAAACAGAUUCGCUGUAAUGCUGUGAUCAACGAGGACCCGAACAAUCGAUUGGUCCGUGAGCUGAAGGAGGAGGUGGGUCGUCUGAGGGACCUGCUCCUAUCCCAGGGCCUGGGAGACAUCCUUGAGAUGACCAAUGCCAUGACGGGGAUGAGCCCCUCCCCCUCUCUGUCCGCCCUGUCCAGUCGAGCCGGAUCAAUCGCCAGCCUCCACGACCGCAUCAUGUUCAGCCCCGGCAGUGAGGAGGCCAUCGAGAGACUCAAGGAAACAGAGAAGAUCAUUGCUGAGCUCAAUGAGACCUGGGAGGAGAAACUUCGCAGAACAGAAGCCAUCAGAAUGGAAAGAGAGGCCCUGCUGGCGGAGAUGGGCGUGGCCAUGAGGGAAGACGGAGGAACCGUGGGCGUGUUCUCCCCCAAGAAGACUCCUCACCUGGUGAACCUCAACGAGGACCCCCUGAUGUCAGAGUGCCUGCUGUACUACAUCAAAGACGGCAUCACCAAGGUUGGUCGUGUGGACGCCAGCAGCAGACAGGACAUUGUCCUCAGUGGUCACUUCAUCAAGGAUGAACACUGUACCUUCACCUCCACAACGGGACCCAUGGGAGAAGCAGUCACCCUGGAGCCCUGUGAGGGAGCUGAGACCUACGUCAACGGGAAGAGGGUCACAGAGGCUACAGUCCUCAAAUCAGGGAACCGCAUUAUCCUGGGUAAGAGCCAUGUGUUCCGGUUCAACCACCCAGAGCAGGCGCGCCAGGAGCGGGAGAGGACACCCUGCGUUGACACCCCCGUGGAGCCGGUGGAUUGGGCCUUCGCACAGAGAGAACUGCUGGACAAACAGGGCAUCGACAUGAAGCAGGAGAUGGACCAGAGGCUUCAGGAGCUGGAAGAUCAGUAUCGCAAAGAGAGAGAAGAGACACACAACCUCCUGGAGCAGCAGAGGCUGGAUUAUGAGAGCAAGCUGGAAGCCCUUCAGAAACAGGUGGACCGCUACUACCCUGAGGUAGCAGGAGAGGAAGAGGAGGAGCCUGAGGAGGAAGUGCAGUGGACGGAGAGGGAGACGGAGCUGGCCCUGUGGGGUUUCAGGAAAUGGCGCUGUUACCAGUUCACCUCCCUCCGAGACCAGCUGUGGGGAAACGCCAUCUUCCUCAAGGAGGCUAACGCCAUCAGCGUGGAACUCAAGAAGAAGGUCCAGUUCCAGUUUGUGCUGCUGACCGACACCCUGUACUCCCCCCUGCCCACUGACCUGAUGCCCCCUGAGGCAGCAAAGGACAGAGCGACCCGCCCGUUCCCCAGGACCAUCGUAGCUGUGGAGGUACAGGACCAGAAGAACGGGGCCACACACUGCUGGACCCUGGACAAACUCAGGCAGCGUCUGGACCUGAUGAGAGAGAUGUAUGACAGAGCAGCGGAGGUUCCCAACAGCACCAUAGAAGACUGUGAGAACGUCAUGACGGGAGGAGACCCCUUCUACGACCGCUUCCCCUGGUUCCGUCUGGUCGGCAGAGCUUUUGUGUACCUGAGUAACCUGCUGUACCCUGUGCCCCUGGUCCAUCGUGUGGCCAUCGUCAGUGAGAAGGGAGAGGUCAAAGGAUUCCUCAGGGUGGCUGUACAGGCUAUCUCAGCUGAUGAGGAGGCUCCCGACUACGGCUCCGGUGUCCGCCAGUCUGGCACCGCCAAGAUCUCCUUCGAGGACCGGGAGUUUGAGAAGUUCCAGGCUGAGUCGUGCCCCGCUGGUCUGUCCCGUACCGGGGCGUCCCAAGAGGAGCUGCGUUUUGUGGAGGGGGAGGGACAGAACUCAGGGAUGGAGCCCUCAGCCGAUGAGGUCAACAACAACACAUGUGCGGCGAGUCCAGACGAGUUGGAGAGACCCCUGAAGGCCAACCUGGAGGGAGAGUCUCUGGACGGAGCCCUGGAGCACCUGAGGAUAGGUAACGUCUUCACCUUCAGAGUGACGGUCCUCCAGGCCUCCAGCAUCUCUGCAGAGUACGCUGACAUCUUCUGCCAGUUCAAUUUCAUCCACCGCCAUGAUGAGGCCUUUUCCACAGAGCCUCUGAAGAACACAGGGCGAGGCCCUCCUCUGGGCUUCUACCACGUACAGAACAUUGCUGUAGAGGUCACCAAAUCCUUUGUAGAGUACAUCAAGACCCAGCCUGUGGUGUUUGAGGUGUUUGGUCACUACCAGAAACAGCCCUUCCCUGCUCUCUGCAAGGACCUGAUCAGCCCUCUGCGUACUUGCAGGAGGCAGUUCCCCAAAGUCAUGCCCCUGUCCAAACCAGUCCCUGCCACCAAGCUGACUACCCUGAUGCGCCCUACAGCCGGGCCCUGCCACUGCAAGUAUGACCUCAUGGUGUUCUUCGAGAUCUGCGAACUGGAGGCCAAUGGAGAUUACGUCCCAGCAGUAGUGGACCAUAGAGGAGGCAUGCCUUGCCAUGGGACAUUCAUGCUGCACCAGGGUAUCCAGAGGCGCGUCACUGUGACCAUCGUUCAUGAGACAGGUAGAGACAUCAUGUGGAAGGAUGUCCGGGAACUGGUUGUGGGUCGUAUCCGUAACUCUCCCGAGGGGGACGAUGCCAUCAUAGACCCCAACAUCCUGUCACUCAACAUCCUGUCAGCUGGGUAUGUCAGGCCCAUGCAGGAGGACAGACAGUUUCUUGAUUCGGACAUGCCUAGGACAUUCUAUCGCUUCGAGGCUGCCUGGGACAGCGCCAUGCACAACUCCCUCCUCCUGAACCGUGUCACUCCCUACGGAGAGAAGAUCUACAUGACCUUGUCGGCCUACCUAGAGAUGGAGAACUGCACUCAGCCAACAGUCAUAACCAAAGAUUUCUGCAUGGUGUUCUACUCUCGAGACGCUAAACUCCCUGCCUCCCGCUCCAUCCGAAACCUGUUUGGCACAGGAAGCCUGAGGGCAGCGGAGGGUAACCGGGUGACAGGUGUGUACGAGGUCAGCCUAUGUCACCUGGCCGAUCAUGGGAGUCCAGGUAUGCAGAGGAGAAGUCGACGGGUGCUGGACACCUCGGUGGCGUACGUCCGCGGGGAGGAGAACCUGGCUGGGUGGAGACCUCGCAGUGACAGCCUCAUCCUGGACCACCAGUGGGAGCUGGAGAAACUCAGCCUCCUGCAGGAGGUGGAGAAGACUAGACAUCACCUGCUCCUGAGGGACAAGUUAGAGUCCAGCCUGCUGCUGGCUCAGGAUGGGUUGUUGUCCUGUGUGAGUGAAGAGCAGAGUGAAUCCCCUCAGCCCUCUGAGGGCCCCACCCAGGGUCACACCCAGGGCCCCACCGCAGAUGAGAGGCAGCGAGAGCUAGCCAUUAAGUGUCUGCGGCUGCUCUCCCACUCCUUCAACAGAGAGUACAGCCACGUGUGUGUCAGCGCCAGUGAAAGCAAGCUGUCUGAGAUGUCAAUGACUCUGCUGAGGGAGUCGACCUCUGCCACGGCCCUCAACACCCUCACCCCCUCCUCGACAUGCCCCUCACUGGUGGAGGGAUGCUACCCCAAGACUGAAGGACUCAGAACUCCCACGCCUCGUUCCCGCUGCGCCAGCCCCAACCCUAUCUGCUCACAGCGGGACGGAGAGGGCAAGAAGCACCCUGGUCCCAGUGGGGUCGCAGCCCCGGAGGUUAAGCCCGUGGAACGCCGCUUUGUACCAGACAUCCAGGAGAUCCGGGUCAGCCCCAUCGUGUCAAAGAAGGGCUACCUGCAUUUCCUGGAGCCUCACACCAACGGCUGGGUGAAGCGAUAUGUGGUGGUGAGACGGCCGUACGUCUACAUCUACAACACAGAGAGAGACAGCGUGGAGAGAGCCAUCCUCAACCUCUCCUCUGCCCAUGUCGAGUACAGCGAGGACCAGCAGGCCAUGCUUAAGACCCCAAACACGUUUGCUGUGUGUACGGAGCACCGCGGGAUACUGCUCCAAGCCAGCAACGACAAGGAGAUGCACGACUGGCUCUAUGCAUUUAACCCCCUCCUGGCUGGAUCCAUCAGGUCCAAACUCUCCAGAAGAAGAGCUGGACAGAUGAGGAUGUGAAUCAACAACACGUCUUAUAGACAAGACAAUAGAACACAAAGAGACUAACCUGUAUAUAGAUCCCAGAUCCUUCAUUACUCCUUUACUCCUGUGCUGACCCCUGACCCCCUCCUACUCUAGUAACCAACUUGCUCCUCCUCCUCCUUCUGCACACGCCCAGUUUAUCACAAGCUGACCACCAGUGUAUCCAAGGCCCUGAGGCCUCCAUCGUCGUUGUGUGUCCGUCAGGCCUGUACCGCUGUCUGUCCGUGUGAGCCUCACUGUCUGGUUGAACUCCUCUCCAAGGCUGACGCCCAAAUGGCACCAUAUUCCCUGUAUAGCGUGUUGCUUUUGAUCAGAGCCUGGUCAUAGCUACUGUAAGAAGGGCCUAUAGGGCUGGUCAUAGCUACUGUAAGAAGGGCCUAUAGGGCUGGUCAUAGCUACUGUAAAAAGGGCCUAUUGGGCUGGUCAUAGCUACUGUAAGAAGGACCUAGAGGGCUGGUCAUAGCUACUGUAAGAAUGGCCUAUAGGGCUGGUCAUAGCUACUGUAAGAAGGACCUAUAGGGCUGGUCAUAGCUACUGUAAGAAAGGCCUAUAGGGCUGGUCAUAUCUACUGUAAGAAGGGCCUAUAGGGCUGGUCAUAGCUACUGUAAGAAGGGCCCAUUGGACUCUGGUCAAAAAUAGUGCACUACAUAGGGAAUAUGGCACCAUUUGGGACUGAUCCCAAACCUCCUUACUUUACCAGAAAGUUCUGAGCUGAGGGAACGGAGGAAGAGAAGGGAGAGCGGAAGUUACCAGUUCCUUAUUUUAUAGACUUGCAUUAUGAUGUACUGUAUGGUAGUCGCCAGCAACACGUUGAGCUUAUUAUAUAACACAUUUAUUCCUUCAGGAAAAAAUAAAUAAAUAAAGUCAGGAGCGUUUGGUUGACUGGUAAAUCGCUCGGUCUAAAGCUGUUCACAUUACUACAUUACCGCGCCUCAGCUUACCUUACAGGAGAAAACAGAGAUGGAAGUACUACCAUAGAAAUAGGAUCUAGAUUCUAUGAGUACUUACUGACUCCAGAUAUGUGGUCUUUGUCAUAUCGCUGCUCUUAGUGUUACUCUGUACAAUGUUGAAACAAGCAGGUUAGUAUUCAAAGUAAACACAUUUUCACCAAAAUGAGGGUUUCCUCAGUUCUGCUAAAGAAUAAGACUGAAAAAACGACAGUUGACAGUCGUUUGCGUGUAGUAGUGUACCUCGUCUGUCCCUUUCCUCUUUCCCGUACCAUCUCAGCUCUGUUGGACAGGACAGAAUAACCCCCUUAUGAAUCGAAGGACGAUAUCUAACCUCCUUAUUCCUCAUGAUGUGAUCUGAGACGUUAACACACACAGACUGCGUCCUAAAUACCUAUAUGGCGCGUUCAUUUUGAUCAGGGCCCACAGUCUCUUGGAUUAGUGCUCUGGUCAAAAAGUAGUGCACUAUAAAAGGCAAUCGUGUUCCAUUUGGGACGCUCCCGCAGCCUGGCGACGAGAGAGAAGGGUUGGCAUCGAUCACAUUUUCACAUGUUCACACUGGUUUUCUAGUAAAACCACACGAUGGUUCCGCUGCGUCUCACAGUGGCUAUGAGAGUGUUAGCUCUGACUACGUGAAAUAACAUUUUAUGAAAAUCCACCAAAUUUAACCUUUUAUUAAGAUGAGGUUAUAUUUAUAUAUUUAACAACAUUAUUAUUUAUUUAUUUAUGCACUUAUUUAUUUACAAAGACAUUUAUAUUUCUAAUGUAGCUUACAGUGCAAUUUCUGCACACAGCACUUAUUAUGAGUUCCUCAAACUUUUUGAUAACAUGACCUAUGACCUCUGCCCCCUCUCCCCUCCUUACUCUGGAUAGUGAAUAGUGCGACCCCCCCGAUAACAACAUUGAUAGUGGGCCAGCUACCCCCCCGAUAACAACAUUGAUAGAGGGCCAGCUACCCCCACAAUAACAACAUUGAUAGUGGGCCAGCUUCCCCCGAUAACAACAUUGAUAGUGGGCCAGCUUCCCCUGAUAACAACAUUGAUAGUGGGCCAGCUUCCCCCAAUAACAACAUUAAUAGAGGGCCAGCUUCCCCGAUAACAACAUUGAUAGUGGGCCAGCUUCCCCCGAUAACAACAUUGAUAGAGGGCCAGCUUCCCCCAAUAACAACAUUGAUAGUGGGCCAGCUUCCCCCGAUAACAACAUUGAUAGAGGGCCAGCUUCCCCCGAUAACAACAUUGAUAGAGGGCCAGCUUCCCCCAAUAACAACAUUGAUAGAGGGCCAGCUUCCCCCGAUAACAACAUUGAUAGAGGGCCAGCUUCGACUGUAUGUGCUGUAGCAGAUAUACAUUACUAUAAUUAAACCAUCAUCAUCAUCACAUAGAUAGAUUUCUGUACCUGAUCUGCAAUCUCACUUUGCUCAUGCCACAAUAUUUUUGAUCAGCUAGAGACAUUGUGAAUAUAAUGGUAGUGACAAUAAAAUAAACUAAUAAUGAUAAUUCCUUCUAAUUCAAACCCAAUAUGAGAAACAGACAGAACGGUCCUUACAUUGUGAAUAGAAUCGUGUAAAUGAAAACAAGCUCCGUUUUUCUAGCACACUGGGGAUAAGAUUUAAAAAACGGGGUUUCUGAAGAAGGAUUUGCACUAGGAAACAUGGUCCCUGAUCAAAAGUAGUGCACUACAUAGUGAAUAGGGUGCCAUUUGGGAUUUCGCCAUCAUCAGGCUGUUUGUCCAGCUUAAUCAUAAUCUCUUCCUGCAGGCUAAUAUACAUACUAUCUGUUUGGAGAUUAAUAUCAGUGUAUGCAUUUUAAUUUUAUCAUUCACUUAAAGCCAGUGACAAUGAGUUGGUAUAUGGCAUUUCUAAACAUAUUAUCGACUAAUGGUAUAGAGAUCAUCAGAUACCUACCCUGUACCAAUGGGUCAGAGACCUGUUGGGUCUGGUUGAUUUCCCCAAAGUUUGUCUUGUUCGAUUGAUUCAAUCAGAAAAAACAAAUAGUCACUGAAAUCUCACAUACAGUCCUGUAGAAUGUAAAUUAUUAAUAUAUGAAGCAUCUACCCUGACACUAUCGUAUCCUAACGUCUACUUUACCAUCACCCUGACACUAUCGUAACCUAACAUCUACUUUACCAUCUACCCUGACACUAUCGUAUCCUAACGUCUACUUUACCAUCUACCCUGACACUAUCGUAUCCUAACAUCUACUUUUCCAUCUACCCUGACACUAUCGUAUCCUAACAUCUACUUUACCAUCUACCCUGACACUAUCGUAUCCUAACAUCUACUUUACCAUCUACCCUGACACUAUCGUAUCCUAACAUCUACUUUACCAUCUACCCUGACACUAUCGUAUCCUAACAUCUACUUUACCAUCUACCCUGACACUAUCGUAUCCUAACAUCUACUUUACCAUCUACCCUGACACUAUCGUAUCCUAACAUCUACUUUACCAUCUACCCUGACACUAUCGUAUCCUAACGUCUACUUUACCAUCACCCUGACACUAUCGUAUCCUAACAUCUACUUUACCAUCUACCCUGACACUAUCGUAUCCCUAACAUCUACUUUACCAUCUACCCUGACACUAUCGUAUCCUAACAUCUACUUUACCAUCUACCCUGACACUAUCGUAUCCUAACAUCUACUUUACCAUCUACCCUGACACUAUCGUAUCCUAACAUCUACUUUACCAUCUACCCUGACACUAUCGUAUCCUAACAUCUACUUUACCAUCUACCCUGACACUAUCGUAUCCUAACAUCUACUUUACCAUCUACCCUGACACUAUCGUAUCCUAACAUCUACUUUACCAUCUACCCUGACACUAUCGUAUCCUAACAUCUACUUUACCAUCACCCUGACACUAUCGUAUCCUAACAUCUACUUUACCAUCACCCUGACACUAUCGUAUCCUAACGUCAACUUUACCAUCACCCUGACACUAUCGUAUCCUAACAUCUACUUUACCAUCACCCUGACACUAUCGUAUCCUAACAUCUACUUUACCAUCUACCCUGACACUAUCGUAUCCUAACAUCUACUUUACCAUCACCCUGACACUAUCGUAUCCUAACAUCUACUUUACCAUCUACCCUGACACUAUCGUAUCCUAACAUCUACUUUACCAUCACCCUGACACUAUCGUAUCCUAACAUCUACUUUACCAUCUACCCUGACACUAUCGUAUCCUAACAUCUACUUUACCAUCUACCCUGACACUAUCGUAUCCUAACGUCUACUUUACCAUCACCCUGACACUAUCGUAUCCUAACAUCUACUUUACCAUCACCCUGACACUAUCGUAUCCUAACAUCUACUUUACCAUCUACCCUGACACUAUCGUAUCCUAACAUCUACUUUACCAUCACCCUGACACUAUCGUAUCCUAACAUCUACUUUACCAUCACCCUGACACUAUCGUAUCCUAACAUCUACUUUACCAUCACCCUGACACUAUCGUAUCCUAACAUCUACUUUACCAUCUACCCUGACACUAUCGUAUCCUAACAUCUACUUUACCAUCUACCCUGACACUAUCGUAUCCUAACAUCUACUUUACCAUCUACCCUGACACUAUCGUAUCCUAACAUCUACUUUACCAUCUACCCUGACACUAUCGUAUCCUAACAUCUACUUUACCAUCUACCCUGACACUAUCGUAUCCUAACAUCUACUUUACCAUCUACCCUGACACUAUCGUAUCCUAACAUCUACUUUACCAUCUACCCUGACACUAUCGUAUCCUAACAUCUACUUUACCAUCUACCCUGACACUAUCGUAUCCUAACAUCUACUUUACCAUCUACCCUGACACUAUCGUAUCCUAACAUCUACUUUACCAUCUACCCUGACACUAUCGUAUCCUAACAUCUACUUUACCAUCUACCCUGACACUAUCGUAUCCUAACAUCUACUUUACCAUCUACCCUGACACUAUCGUAUCCUAACGUCUACUUUACCAUCACCCUGACACUAUCGUAUCCUAACAUCUACUUUACCAUCUACCCUGACACUAUCGUAUCCUAACAUCUACUUUACUAUCUACCCUGACACUAUCGUAUCCUAACAUCUACUUUGCCAUCACCCUGACACUAUCGUAUCCUAACAUCUACUUUACCAUCUACCCUGACACUAUCGUAUCCUAACAUCUACUUUACCAUCUACCCUGACACUAUCGUAUCCUAACAUCUACUUUACCAUCUACCCUGACACUAUCGUAUCCUAACAUCUACUUUACCAUCUACCCUGACACUAUCGUAUCCUAACAUCUACUUUACCAUCUACCCUGACACUAUCGUAUCCUAACAUCUACUUUACCAUCACCCUGACACUAUCGUAUCCUAACAGCCUUCACAAAGCAGCUUUUGGAUUUAUAACCCAUUGUCUUAAUAACUGGUGGUUUUUCUUUAGCUCUGUCAAACUGCACAUUAAAGCAUUUUUCUAUUUUAUUUUUCUUCAUGUUAUUUUGCAUUGUAUAUAAACAAACAUGAUUGCUGUGAAUUAUGUUGUAUUAUGCAGCUGUAACAUGUUUUAAACACCAUCUUAAAUGGGUAGUAGGUAAAUCAAUGUCUCUAUUUGGAGUGUUGGAGUUAAGCGUCAAAUGUUUGUGUACACUAAACACAUUGUCAGAUAUUAAAUAAAUGUGGAAAAUGAUGCAACACUA